Amborella trichopoda is the source of this 843-nucleotide messenger RNA. The record is from RefSeq and is a predicted model, not a curated record. Lineage: Eukaryota; Viridiplantae; Streptophyta; Magnoliopsida; Amborellales; Amborellaceae.
AUGACGGUACCGCCCUCCUCCCUCUCCCCUGCCGGUGUCGCCUCACGAGAUGUGGUCAUCCUACCUGAGACCAACCUUUCGGCCCGCCUCUACCUCCCCCAAUCCCAAGUUUCCUCCACCCGGAAACUCCCCACGAUCAUCUAUUUCCAUGGAGGUGGUUUCAUCAUGGAAUCUCCCUUCUCCUCUACCUACCACCCCUACACUGAUGCCCUCUCGGCAAAAUCCAAUGCCCUUAUUGUCUCUGUCAACUAUAGUCGUGCCCCUGAGAACCCACUUCCUGCUGCCUACGAGGAUGGGUGGUCGGCCCUCAAGUGGGUUGUCCAGCGGUGGGAUCCGUGGCUCAGGGACCACGCCAAUCUGGACCGUAUCUACUUGGUCGGGGACAGUUUGGGGGCCAACCUUGGGCACCACAUGGCCAUGAAGGCCGGUAUUGAAAGUUUGGGGGUAAGGGUGCAUGGACUGGUUUUGGUCCACCCAUACUUCUGGGCCUCGGAUGUGAGCGAGGAGGAGGCGAAGAGCAGUGAUAUGGCGGAGAAGUUAUGGAAAUUUUCUUGCCCCAUGACUGUCGGGCUGGAUGACCCAUGGAUUAAUCCAAUGGCGGAUGGUGUAGGGGCGCUGAAGAAGCUCGGAUGCGAGCGCGUGCUGGUAUGCUUGGCCGAAAAGGAUUGCUUGAGACAGAGAGGGAGGGUGUAUUAUGAAGCUCUUAAAAAGUGCAGGUGGGAAGGGGUGGCUGAGAUUGUUGAGACUGAAGGUGAAGAUCACUGUUUCCAUUUGUUUGAUCCUGAGAGUGGGAGGGCUAAGGACUUCAUAGAUCAGUUGGUUUCCUUCAUCACUCGCUGUUGA